AUGAGCAUCUUUAUCAUUGGAUUUUGUCUAGAAAAUGUCGAAGUGAACCAAGGCCGCGUUGUGGUGUGCCGGGACGCCUCCAAGGGUCGAUGCUCGCGGAUACCCUGCAAGUACUACCACAUACCUCUGUUUGCAAUAUCUGCUGGCCGAAGUCUGGCUCUGAAUUCGGCCCUGGCAGCCAGCCUAACAGGACACGCAUCAGCAAACAUCGUUAGCAGCAGCGGCAACAACAGCGGCAAUUCCAUGACUGCUGUGUACACUGGCGCCUCGUCUGCGUCCGUGGCCUCCUCAAGUUCGGCUGGGCUUGUGGCUGGAUGCGGCUCCACUUCGGCCUCGUCAACCUCACCCCAUCGGUCCAUCUGA
Molecule: messenger RNA, 363 nt
Organism: Protopolystoma xenopodis
Lineage: Eukaryota; Metazoa; Platyhelminthes; Monogenea; Polystomatidea; Polystomatidae
Source: the annotation of a GenBank genome assembly